Amoebophrya sp. A120 is the source of this 2597-nucleotide messenger RNA. NCBI's taxonomy places the organism in Eukaryota, Dinophyceae, Syndiniales, Amoebophryaceae. The record is from the annotation of a GenBank genome assembly.
UCAUUUUUCCCGGGCCAAAGAACAACUGCCGUUUUUCAUUUGGUUUUAGCGGAUGCAUGAUUUGUAUUUGUAAAAAUUGUAAUGCGAAGAUCUACACCACCAUCAGAAUCAAAAUGCUCAUGCACGUUAAUACUUUUUUGCACUGCAUAGCUGGUUUCUGGACCGUGCGACAUUUGGAAUGCAGCGCUGACGAAAUCGGAGCGCGCCUUCAUGCCUAUCAAUGGAAAAUAUCUCUGAGGGUCUGGAAGACCGCACGGUUUGUCAUGCUCCGCUAGCGUGACAAUUAAGUCUGUCAUGCACUUCAACCAAGCUCGCCUUUGCUUUGUCAUGCAGAGAUGCCGUUUGUCAUGUUGGAGGAGUAACUCAGAUGAAACAUGUCAUGCGUGGCCGCCAAGAACUCAAGAGUGUUUAUGAUAGUCGAACCAGCAUGACAAGUUCCCAGACCCCGAGAUCAUAUUUGCGUAUGCAUACGGCCGGGAUUGAUGCGAAAUGCGGAGAAGAAGAACAUCCUCUCGUGCUCGUGCUGUUGCCUGGGCGGUGGCGGAUCCUUCGGCCGCUGGGCCCUGCGGAAGAUGGGUGCCAUGCAGAUGCGCGCGGUGCCGGCGGAGGAAGGAAAACGAAAGACCUGGGACUACGCUAUGUAAAAACUUAUCCUCACCCCAGAGUCACGCUGGCGAUGCUGCUUCUACGCAAAUCAACAAGUUUUGGCUGCUCGACGCAUGACAAAUUUGGGCUCGUAGAAGAGUAGUCCUGGUUUAGGUAGCGAAACUCCAUCACAGAUCGACUCUCUUAUGCAGCUUUGCAUGACAACUCUGGGGAUGUGGGGACUUUUUCGCACAGGAUACGGACGACGGCCUGGAGGCGCUGUUUACCAGUUACUGUCGGGGUCACGAAGGCGGUGACGAACGGGCGUUAUGCUGUGCAAAAACGUCCCCACCCCCGAGUUGUCAUGCAAGUCUGCAUGCUGGAAAUGUUUUUCAUGCGGAGCCUCAUGGGAAGCAUUUUCUAGACGUGUUUUGGAAUUUGUAAUGCUCCAAUCAGCAUGAUAUACAAGAUCUGUGAUGGUGCUGAUAUAGCCCAAACAGCACUACAAUACGAGUCGACAUUUGUCAUGCAAAACAGCCAAAGCUUCAGCUUGUGGAUUUGUCUAGCCGAGUGCCCAUCUUGACUAUGGGUGGGGACGUUUUUAUUCAGGAUAGGUGUGGGACGUGGUUUAUCAAGACCCCUUUCUGGUCACGCUAAUGCUGGACGCGCACAUCCCCGGUACCCAUUCGCCGCAAACCUGGACGAUAGACAUGCGUAUCGAAAAGAAAAAUCCCCCCUCCCCAUAUCAAAACGAAAGUGCGAGUAGAAGGGUUUUGGCUUAAGCACUGCCAAGUGCGAGUAGAAGGGUUUUGGCUUAAGCACUUAGCAUGAAAAACGUCCGCGCUGUAGGCCCAACAGCAUGACAAACCGUCUGCGCAAUGCGGCGGAGCCUCCGCGGUUGCCUUCCUGCAAGACAGACACGAUUUGUGACCGCAAACCAGCAUCACAAAUUUCCAAAGAUAUACGUUUUCGGUAUGGGGAGGGGAGAUUUUUCCUUUCAAUAAUGCGCAGGGGAAACUCCAAGCGGUGGAGCUACGAUCCCGCGGAAAUUACCGCGCCCUGUUUCCUAUCCUUUGCAAAAGAAAAGUAAAAUGCCGUACUGCUCUUGCAAGGAGGCAUGACAAAUCCGAUUUCUAAAGCAGGAUUAGCAUGACAAAUAUUUCCUUCGUUAUGGCUGAGGCUGAGCGAAGUUUUGAUGCAAUUCAGACUUGUGUGCGAUCAUUCAGAAUCAGAUUCACUUCUUUAUCUUUUGCAAUGCACAGUGCAUCUACAUGGGAGAAAAGGAGGAGACGCCGAUCCAGCGCGUUCUCGCGAUAGUCUGUGACCGGGCCGCCACUCUGGGAGCAGGGGGCGGAUGCGGUGGUGGCAGCGCAGGUCGUAUGCAAGAAAAAAACUGUGUAAGUGUAACUUUGUCUUGCAGAUGUUGCAAUACAGUUACACUUGUCAUGCCGGAUAUGCAUCAGAGGCUAUUUUAAUACGUGUUUUCGCGUAGUAGCUACGCAUGACAGGUUUUUUGUCAUGUAAAACAAAUCUGUGAUGCUGUUCCUACAAAAAAGUUACACUUACACAGUUUGUUUCUUGGAUAGGUCGUUGCGGGAGAGGCGUGAAAGGGAGAUGAGAUAAACUUUCUGAAAACCUAAAACUAACAAUUUUCUAGUUCUAUGUUUUAUACCGAAAACUGAAAAACUUCGCAACAUUUUUCUGUUUCAUGGAGUCCUGCUAUCAACGAACUGCGAGAAGCGAACUACAUACUUACUCUGUCAGUUAGGCUUUUGCUACUUUUUUUUUCGAGGCAACGGCAAGCUCGAGAGUAGAAUUUUAUAGGACUGAGCCAAAGGUGCUUCACCUUCAGCCGAGGAGUGUUUUUCUUCAACUACCGCUAAAAACAUCGUGAGAAGUAGGAAAUAAAACCUUCUAACGAAGACCAAGAACCCAUUGAAAACAACAACAACAGUCACUCUUGGCGUCUGUUCUUGGGAGGUGGUUUGAUGACGGAAUGGUAUAAAGUUAAU